This is a messenger RNA of Exophiala bonariae, 2328 nucleotides long. RefSeq lists its product as uncharacterized. Gene Ontology annotation, cellular component: nucleus; chromosome, centromeric region. The record is from RefSeq and is a predicted model, not a curated record. The transcript has 2 exons. NCBI's taxonomy places the organism in Eukaryota, Fungi, Ascomycota, Eurotiomycetes, Chaetothyriales, Herpotrichiellaceae. Bases 1 to 2328 code for a protein of 775 amino acids. Gene Ontology annotation, biological process: meiotic chromosome segregation.
AUGGCCAGGCUCAACGACCCCCCUGCGCCGCCACCUGAGAGCAUCGAUGCCUUAAAACGAAGAUUUAUCCGUCAAAACCGCGAAAUAGCGCGCGCAAACGCAAAUCAGUCACAACGAAUUCGCAACCUCGAAAUCGAGAUCUCUCGAAUAGCGGCCGACAAUCUCACACUACGAUGCGAAGUCAUUGCAGCACAAGCCGAGGCCGAAAGAUGGCGACAAGCGAACAUUGUCAAUCGUGACCUUUUGGAAUGGAAGGGUCGCAUGGAACAGGCACUGAAAGAAACAUUUUCACUGGUCAGCGAAGUGCCCCAAAUUCUCGAAAAGGCUGCAACAUCACGCUCAAGAAAGAGUGGGGUGGAAAAGUUGAAAACAACCAGUGAGGCUGAGUGGAAGACCAGGUCGGCGAUGAGGGAAGCUUUGGCUAAGGAGAAAAACGACGGCCUUGACGGAAGAUUGCCCGGUAUAGUGGAAGGGAAACUAUACCCCAGGCGGACUCUGGAACCCGCGGACGUGAUUGCAUUGAGAGACGAAGCAACUGCGCAGGACUCCACCGAGUCACCCGAUCUGGGUCCCCCACCGGUCGCACAUUUUGACGUGCAAGACCCGAUCAAGUUUGACACCUCCAGACAAUCCGAGCAAGCAAGUGCAGAUGAUGUGUCGCAGCUUCCUUCCACACUGGAAAGAAGACGAAGGCGAAGGACAAGUGCCUUGUUACAAGACAUGUCGAAAGAAGAGGAUUCGGUUGUUGAACAACCUGUCGAGACAACAACCUCUCCACUACUAAAGGCCGGAGCAAAGCGAAAAUUGGAUGCUUCAGAGCUUGAAGAACCCACCCGACGGCAGUCUAGCGAAAGUGAGGAAUUUGUCUUCCAGCGGAGGCAAGACCAAGCCGGCGGUCUGGCCGGAGGAAGGAAGUCAUCGAGGUUCGCGCGUCCACCAGGGCGAGAAAACGAUCUGGUGAACAUAAACCCAACUUUGUCACCCCAGAAAAACGUUGCUGGAAGGAAGAUCCUGGCUCCUAAAACGACAAAUUCCCCUGCAAAGCGAAAAGUUCAACUGGUUGAAAAGGUUGAAGCCUUGGAUGAUAGCCGAAAGGACGAUAUCCGACAAAUAGCGAAACCAUCCAGGAAAAUCAAACUUCCUCCGGCACUCGAGAAACUGGAAAGCUCCUACAUUCCCGUACGAGACGAGAGGGACGAUCUGCAGCCAAAAACGCCAGCAGCCCUUAGCGAAGAUAUACUUUCUCCCGUCUCAACCGAGCCAUCGGUCCGCAAUACACAUCAGACGAAAUCGGAAGCAGCCGUACUUGACUCCGUAGAAGAUGUCCUUAACGGGAGCAUCGGUCGGGGUUCUCGUCGAGCAAGACCUGCUAUCAGCUACGCCGAACCCAGCCUACGAGACAAGAUGAGAAGACCUGGAAAGGAGUUGGUUGGUGCCGUUGAAGGACUGGACAAGCAGCGGGAAACAACAUCCUCUCACUCCAGAGGAACCAGUUUGGACCCAGGACGAUUUGAAGGCGAGAAUGAAAACCAAGUCAGAUUGCCAGCCAACUUUAAGCAGGAGCGGAAUCCCCUAUCGGACAACAGAUGGAAGGAGCUUCCUCUCACGAGCAAGAAAGAAGAGCCUGCUAGUCCACUGAGGGACAAAGAGCGCAAAGAGAAGAUUCGAGAGAAACCGUCUCAUUCUAGCUCAAGAACCGAAACCGCUAGUGUUCCAAACGACAACGCCAGAACGCCUUCAUCGUCUUCAAUGCCAGCACCCAACCUCAUCAACAAUGACGGCCUGUACGCUGAAGACCUAAAGAAUGCCGUUGAGAGACUCAGUAUAUUCGACCCGCCCGUGUCCUCUCCGCUGGAAGACUCCAAAGAAUACAACGACAAAGACGCAGCAAAAGCAGUCCAAGCGGCAACAAGUUCCAGACGCAGAGUGUCCAAUAAUGCCACGCCCUCGGCCAACUUACUGAGCAGGAGACAUUCAAUGCAGCCGUCGUCGUCACUGUCAUCCUCGAACCCUAGCGACCCACCAAUAUCCUCGCACAGCCGAACCUCGCAAAGUGGAACGAAUGCCCCCGCCCCGCCACGUCCAUCCUCGGCAGCGAGCCUACACAACCACGCGCCUACAUCUACCGGCGCGAACAACGGUCUCAAGCGAUCGGCCAGCAGCAGUGCCAUGUCUUCCACGCGCCACGCCAGGGGAGGGGCUGGAAGCGGAAGUACUGGUGGAUCGUCCCGGCAACAGGAACCGCUGGCUUCGACUGCUGGUGCGGGUAGCGAAGAUACCAGGGGCGAGAGGACCGCGAUGACUAGGCGCAGAAGUCUGAUGGUGUAA